AUGUCGUUCAGAUUUCCUCCUCCGCCUCCACCGCCGCCGAAAGCUACAUCCAGCGAGCAACCAUACGCGAGUCAACGAGGUGAUCCUGUCCGAGGAGGCGGUGAUAGAGGUCGCGGGAGAGGCGGCUUCCACAACUCCGGUGGUAAUGCCAGAGGUGGCCAUGGGCAGAAUCGCGGACGGGGAGAUGCGCGCGGCAGAGGGGGUCAACGAGGUUAUCAGAACAACAGGGGCGGCGCAAAUCAUAGAGGAGGGUUCAACGCUGGCAAUAGGCAAAACCAUAUGAAUGCGCCGUCAAACACUGCCGCUGCAAAUGGACACAACAAUCCCCCCUUCGCUGGCGGCGCGCAAGCACACGGCGCGGCACAACAACAAUACGACCCUAAUGCUCUCGCUCAGGUCAUGUCAUAUAUGUCCACACCGUCUGGCGUACAAUCGAUGGCCGCGUAUGCCAAUCACAUGACGAGUACAGGCAACACCUCUGUUCCGCAAUCUCCACAGCCUAAUGAGAAACAAUUGAGUCCUCGAUAUUCGCCUCAGCAGCACGCUGGUCAAAAGAGAAAGUUGAACGAUCGAAACAACCAGGCCCAGUCGCAACCGAACCCACCGCAGUCGAGUUCCAAGCCGCCGAGGGCUAAGGCUGCCGUACCCCCUCAGAUACCCAGCUUCGGCUUUUCCUUACCUACACCGUCUGUAGUACGACCGGACAACAAGAAGCGCAAAGUCAACCUGGGACUCUCGCAACAGCCGGUCCCUGAUGAAAUUAGUGAUGAGGAGGACAUUGAUGAAGAAGCCGCAUACACGGAAAAGCUCAAGGGUGGAGGUUUCGCGUUCGAGCAUAACGGAGAGGCAAUCAGUAUACAGACAGGGGCAGAGGUCGCGGCGUGGAUCAAGGACCGAAGAAAGAACUUUCCUACGGAAAAGAGGGCCAUUGAGAAGGCAGAAGAGGCUGCAAGGAAACGGGCUGCCGAGCUUGAGUUCUUGCGUAGGGUGAGCGGCAAACCACCUAGGGAGCACAACAUCGAUACCGAGAUCCAACAAACAAAACCUCGCGAAAGGAGACAGGACAACAAGGUGAAGAAGGAUGAUGGGGUAAAACAGGACGCCGACAAUCGUCGACAGGAAGAACUCGCAGCGUUACGAAAAAAGCUUCACGAGAGCAUGGUGAAGAAGCAGCCUGCGCCAAACGUAGUAAAUUUGGGCCUAGGGUACGAAAGCGAGACGGACUCCGAUGCGGAGAGUUCAGUCUUGUCAGAAUCAUCUGUGGUAUCAAGCUCGGAAGAGGAGGACGAGUCCGAGUCUGAAUCAGACGAUAACAACGAAGCACCAGAACCUACAUCGUCGAAGAUUGCUCCGCCACCCAUCAGGGUUCCGCCUCCUCCGCAGGCGCCGAAGAAAGCCGAAACGAAGAGCAUGAGCGUAUGUACAAAUUGGAAGCGCAACGGGAAAUGCCCUUAUUUCAGCAAAUGCAAAUAUCAGCAUCCUCCAAGGGAAGAAGAUAAACUGCCGGGACUGUAUGAGCGCAUGGUGGAGCAAGAGCUGGUCAAGGCAGAUCAACUGGCCCUCGACGCGAUCAAGUACCUGGGACAGAAUGGGUUCCUAGGUUGA
Messenger RNA from Alternaria atra, 1605 nucleotides. RefSeq lists its product as uncharacterized. The record is from RefSeq and is a predicted model, not a curated record. Gene Ontology annotation, molecular function: metal ion binding; RNA binding. The transcript has a single exon. NCBI's taxonomy places the organism in Eukaryota, Fungi, Ascomycota, Dothideomycetes, Pleosporales, Pleosporaceae. The coding region runs from base 1 to 1605 and encodes 534 amino acids. Gene Ontology annotation, cellular component: nucleus. Gene Ontology annotation, biological process: box C/D snoRNP assembly.